Messenger RNA from Solanum verrucosum, 519 nucleotides. RefSeq names its product histone H4. Gene Ontology annotation, cellular component: nucleosome. Gene Ontology annotation, molecular function: DNA binding; protein heterodimerization activity; structural constituent of chromatin. The coding region runs from base 62 to 373 and encodes 103 amino acids. The record is from RefSeq and is a predicted model, not a curated record. Lineage: Eukaryota; Viridiplantae; Streptophyta; Magnoliopsida; Solanales; Solanaceae. Gene Ontology annotation, biological process: nucleosome assembly. The transcript has a single exon.
UGGGUUACUAAAUUGUUUUUAUUUGUUGUAUUGAUUCAGAUAAACUCAAGGUUGAUUGAAAAUGUCGGGCCGUGGAAAGGGAGGAAAAGGAUUGGGAAAAGGAGGAGCAAAGCGUCACCGUAAGGUGCUCCGUGAUAACAUUCAAGGUAUCACUAAGCCUGCUAUUAGGCGUUUGGCUCGUAGAGGAGGAGUGAAGCGUAUCAGUGGGCUAAUCUAUGAGGAAACUCGUGGAGUUUUGAAGAUCUUUUUGGAGAAUGUGAUUCGUGAUUCUGUUACCUACACUGAGCAUGCUAGGAGGAAGACGGUCACUGCUAUGGAUGUUGUCUAUGCACUCAAGAGACAAGGAAGGACUCUGUAUGGUUUUGGAGGUUGAAUGGGAGCUUUUGGGUUCGGACUUUUGUUUAGUCUGCAAAAGUCUUGCUGUCAAGAAAUUGUUUUGCUUUUUGCUGGGGUUAAUGGGUUCUAUUCUGGUGUAAUUAGUAUGGUUCAUGUAGGAGAUGUGGUUGUAGCUUGUUUCAA